Cuscuta europaea is the source of this 1501-nucleotide messenger RNA. Lineage: Eukaryota; Viridiplantae; Streptophyta; Magnoliopsida; Solanales; Convolvulaceae. The record is from the annotation of a GenBank genome assembly.
CGGGCCAGCAAAGGGAUCAUGCCAUUGUAAUAUGGCACCAUAAUAAGUACUCACUACUUCACUUCAUUACCCCUAGAAAUUGGAUAAACAUAAAUGAAAUGGAGGGAAUACAUGAAAUUGUAGGUUAAAUAACUAGAUAAGUGUUACAUUAGCCACAAUGAAUGUAGUAAAUGUUUGUGACAAUGAAAGUUAAACUUGAUAAACACAAUAAAUUACAUACGAAAACCUCCUAAACGUUCAAAGAGAAAAGGUGGUGGUUAUUUGGUAAAAAGAUGACUGUUUGAUUUAGUUCGGUUUGAUAUACAAGCUGUUAGGACUAAUUAAUAUGGAACAUUUUUUGUUUUUUGAAAAAUGAAUUAUAUGGAAUAUGGUGAAAAAACUACAUCGUCUUCUUUAAGGAAAGAAAAGUAACUAUUUGCAACGGUUUGCAGGAGUGGUUCUUGAAGAAGAAAUUCGGGGUAACAGUCUUCGAGAAUGAGCUAAAAUGGCCAUCAACCGAACCGUUCCAGGGCAGAACAAACUACACCAUCCCCGACCAGAUGCUAGACUUCGCGCUGAAGAACAAUAUCCUCUGCCGAGGCCACAACGUGCUCUGGCAGGACCCCAAUUUCCUACCGUCCUGGGUUCGCAACCUGACGGCGUCGCCGAAGCUUCUCAAACAGGCGGCGGACGACCGCAUCCGCAGCGUCGUGGGGCGGUACAGGAACAAGCUCAUCCACUGGGACGUCAACAACGAGAUGCUUCACUACGCCUUCUACGAGGAAUCCCUGGGGGAUCCAAACGCGUCUUUGGAAUUCUACAAAUUGGCGCAGGAAAACGACCCGAAUGUCACCCUGUUCCUCAACGAUUUCAAGCUCGUCGAGUCCUGCGGCUCCCGGAGCAACGUCGACGCGUACGUCGCGAAGAUCGCCGAGUUCCGGCGGAACGGGAUCAGGAAUCUCGGGAUGGGAUUGGAAGGGCACUUCUUCAAUUCGCCGAAUCCGGUUUACACCAGAUCCGUUCUCGACAAAUUCGCAACCCUAGGGGUCCCGAUUUGGAUCACCGAAGCCGACACCAGCGCGAAAUUCGGCCCGGAGAAACAGGCGGUGCAUCUGGAGAUGGUCUUGAGGGAACUGUUCUCGCAUCCCGGCGUGGACGGAAUCGUGCUCUGGGCGGCGAUGAGCACCGCCGGGUCGUGCUGGCAAAUGUGCCUGAGCGACAAGGACUUCAAAAACACGCUCGCCGGAGACGUCGUCGAUAAGCUCCUCGGAGAGUGGCAUACCGGCACGGUCACCGGUGUUACUCACAGCGGUGGUUCUUUUAACUUCUCCGGCUUCCUUGGAACGUAUAAAGUGAGAGUUGAAAUUCCUUCGAAGAAUUCGGAGACUGUAAUUUCGCUCACCAAAGGCGGUGGACCUCUAACCUUCCACAUCCAUAUCUAAAAAACUCUACUUAGCUUAUUCUAUUAAAAAAUUUAAAACAUGAUUUUAAAAAAUGAUUUUUUGUCUACAAACGGUUUUUC